Molecule: messenger RNA, 1327 nt
Organism: Sinocyclocheilus grahami
Lineage: Eukaryota; Metazoa; Chordata; Actinopteri; Cypriniformes; Cyprinidae
Product: vacuolar protein sorting-associated protein 72 homolog
Exons: 5
Coding region: 200-1126 (308 amino acids)
Cellular component (GO): nucleus
Source: RefSeq, a predicted model, not a curated record
AGCUCGUGCGCACCGGAAGUGAGGUUUCUCCGCGAUCGUCGUGUUGUUGUUAGUAGCUUUUCUGUUUUAACAUUUUCAUUCAUUAGCAUUACUUCGUUGAAGAUUUGAAAUAGUUUCUCCGAAUGCAACAGUGCAUUUAUACCCACGGCGGGUAAUCACAGAGAGAGACGAACAGAGUAAUAUUGUAGAAUUGUGAUUAAUGAUCGUCGGAAUGAGUUUAGCGAGCAGCAGAGAGCAGCGCAGCAGCGCCGGAAGCCGCAUGUCCAAACUACUGGACGCCGAAGAAGAAGACGAGUUCUACAAGACCACUUAUGGAGGAUUCAACGACGAGUCGGGUGAUGACGAGUACAGAGGAGAUCACUCAGACACUGAAGACGUGAAGACGAGUGAUUUUGACAUCGAUGAAGGAGACGAACCCGACAGCGAUCAGGAGGAUGACGCUCCGCGCAGAAAGAGCCGCGUCGUCACUAAAGCAUACAAGGUCAGACAUCACUCACUCUCUCACACACACACACACACACACACUCUCUUUUUUCUUCAAUUCGUGUGUGUUCACAUUACAGUGUGUGUGUUUUCAGAAAAAUACGAGCGUUUAGAGGCUGAUAAGAAGAAGCAGGUUCAUAAGAAGAGACGCUUUGAAGGGCCGAGCAUCCGCUAUCAUUCAGUGCUGAUGCUGCUGGUCCCAGACGCUCACACGAAGGAGGAGAACGUGGAUGUGGAAGGGCUGGACCAGGACACGCCCCAAGCCACGCCCACUUCCUCAUCCUCUGCCCAGGGGGCGGGGUCUCUGUGCUCUCGCACAUACAUCACCUUCAGUGACGAUCAGACAUUUAGCUCCGCCUUCCCGGCAUCGGCUCGCUCCAGCCCCGCCCAGCCUGUUCAGAAGGUGUGUCCUGUUACCCAUAAACCCGCGCUGUAUCGCGACCCCGUGACGGACAUCCCCUACGCCAACGCCCGAGCCUUCCGGACCAUCCGCGAGGCUCACCAGAAAUACAUCGCGGCGCACGGUUUUCCCAACGCUUCUGGAAACUUCAGCGGAAACCGUGACUUUAGCGUUUCGCCGGCAGCGGCCGCCAAGAGCACACGACCGAAAGCCAUCGUCAAACACAGCGUAGUCGCCACCUAAACGCGUGCUAAUGACUGCUUUUGAGUGUUUCAAUCCACAUCACUCAGGUCUGACUGUGUUUGUUGUUGUUGUUGCUAAAUUUAGCUAAAGUUGUGAUCCAAAAUUGUCAGAAUGAGCACUUUACAAUAAGGUUUAAUUUGUCAGCAUUAGUUAACAUGAACUAACAAAUGAAAUAUACUUGUACUGCAUUUAUUUGUUAAU